CGUUAGGGGUGGGGUCCCACGACAAAGAGGUGGAGGCGAUGGAUUGGCCGUUAACCGGCAGGUGGACCUCUUAGAAGCAACGCUUUCGUGACAAUCAAUGCGGAACUUGACUGUGUUGGCGGCGGCCUGCUUUUGUGUCCUCGCCAUUAUUAUCGCUUUCGGACUGAAGCCUGGCCGAGGUCCCGGUGGCCUGUUCCAGUUUCGAGAGUGGACAACAGAUCAGUUCGAUAUUGUGAUUGGUAUACUGUCAGCUCGACACCACUAUGAGUUACGCAAUGCACUCAGAAAUACCUGGCUGGGGCAUCUACAGCAUCUAAACCAGCGUGUCCUUGCAAAGUUUAUAAUUGGGACUUUUGGCUGUGACAUUCCUGAUGAGGACAGAGAGGAUCCCUACUCCUGUCAGCUGCUCAACUUUACAAAUCCAGUUAUAGGCCAGGAAAUUGAAGCUGUCAGUCUGUUUGGAACUACCACUUCAACAUUGCUGGGGAGCAAGGUUUCAAAGAUUGACUUCCGAGUUCUCCAUCCCAUCAUUAUUACAAGACUUGGGGUAUUCCAUGAUCAGAGAGGAGCAGGUUUUCAUCAGAAUCUGACUGUCCGACUCUACCAAACCACAUUGGAGGAGGUGAUUGCCAGUGCCCGCUUCAGUCCGCUCAGCUCUGGAGUACAAGUGAACCAACUGUGGUAUAAACCAGUGGAAAGAUUCCUUUUACCUAAGGGCUUUGAAGGCACCAUUGCUUGGGAGAGCCAAGACUCUGAAUACCUCAUUACCACAAACCUCACUGAUGUUGUGCUUGACAGUGGAGGAGGUGUUCUCAGAUUCUCUGCAGCUCAGCUUCAGGCAGAGAAGCAGGUGAUCCAGGACGGAUUUGGACAGAAUGUGGCUGCAGUGGCUGGGGGCUUUACCUACACUAUCCAUGAUGGUGCUACUCUCCUGGAAAGCCUCACCACUAGGCCCAAGCGGCUUCAAAACCACAAAAAUAAGCUCAGGGAAGAAGAUGCUAACUUACAAAAAGAAAGCCAAACCUACCAGGAUAUUGUUUUUGUGGAUGUGAUAGACACAUACAGAAAUGUGCCGCACAAGUUGCUUCAGUUUUAUCAGUGGUCUGUGGAGUCAACGAGCUUCAAGCUCCUACUAAAAACGGAUGAUGAUUGUUAUGUCGAUGUGCGGGCAGUACUAGAGAGAGCAGGAGAGAGACUGGGAGCUACGAAUGUGUGGUGGGGAAAUUUCAGGCAGAAUUGGGCAGUGGAUGGUAGCGGGAAGUGGAUGGAGCUAGAGUACCCAAGUCUGGUCUAUCCGGAUUUUGCAUGCGGUUCUGGUUAUGUCGUCUCUCACAACUUAAUUCAGUGGCUAGCAGAGAAUGCCAAGACACUAAAAGUCUAUCAGGGUGAAGAUGUCAGCAUGGGCAUUUGGAUGGCUGCAGUUGGACCACAGCGACAUCAGGAUCCUCGCUGGCUGUGUGAAAAAAAGUGUCUGCACGGUGCUCUAUCAUCCCCACAGUACUCUCCAAAGGAGUUGCUCGAGUUGUGGAAGAACAAGGAAGAGUGUGGAAACCCCUGCCAUUGUCAAAAAUGAGAUUGCCAGUGAAUUCUCAGCAAGUCACAGCAAAUGUCAAAGAUCUUUUUGGCUCGGGUAAUCUUGAUUGUGAGUCAGCACACCAUGCUUUACUUCACUUGUCCAUCUACAGUCCGUCCUUUAUCAAAAGAUGAGGAAUCAAUCUUGAUAAACCGGAUAACAGUUGAACUGAAACUGUGUUCAUAAAGGAGCCAUCUAUCUUAUCUUCCAACUCCACUAGCCCCAUGGGCUUUUAACUGUUACUGAGUUUGCACCAUUUUCAGGUUGGUUCUGAACUGGCACUGUUCCAUCAGUGUCAUUGGCUGUACACAGCCUUCCUGAGUGUUUCAACAUAAGACGUUAACAGAAGAUCAAUCAAACAAAAGGUAGAAAAACCUACAUAUUUUUGUAAGUGAGGGAAAAUGUUUUCCAAAUCAUUUUCUAUCCUCCCCACCACAUUAAUUAGAAUCAAGAAAAGGAACAAACAGUAUGAGCAGAAAAUAAACGCUGCUUCAAGAGGGAAGGAGUGGAAAAUGUUUUAAGCAAUAAAUGUAGUGAACUGGAUAAAGUAGAAAACAGAAAGAAGUUAAUGGGUGUACACCCGCAUUGACGGUAAUCCCCAGGGGCCUUAGUGUUUUUGUAUUGUGGUUACCAAUGACAUAAAUGAAAAGAGACUCAGAUAUUCAAGUAUGCUGAUAGCACUAAAUUAGGUGGCAGAGCUGGGUAGUAUAGAAUGCACCCCGUUUGUAACUUUAUUUGGAAAAACUGGCAGAUGGGAGCUCAUGGUGGGUAAGUGAUGAAAAAGGCAAAUGGAUGGUCAAGGUCAUGGGUUUGGAAGGUGCUGCAAAGGAGGUUUGAAUUCCUGCAAUGCAACUUGUAGACUUUACCACUACUGCCACUGUGGUGAAGUGAGUGAAUACUGGUGGUGGAUGUGGUGGCAAUCAAAUGCCUCCUUAAUACUGGAUUGUGUCAAGCUUAAGUAUUGUUGGAGCUGCAAUCAUCAAUGUAAGUAGGGAAUAUUCCAUCAUACUUCCAAUAUGUGUCUUCUAGAUGGUGGGCAGGUAGUGGGGAAUCAAGAUAUGAAUUAAUCACCACAAAAUUCUCAGCUUCUGACCUGUUAUAGCCACAGUAUUUAUGGAGCUGGUCCAGUUCAGUUUUUGGUCAAACUUGAUUGAUUGAAUUUUUUGA
Rhincodon typus (whale shark) is the source of this 2740-nucleotide messenger RNA. RefSeq names its product beta-1,3-N-acetylgalactosaminyltransferase 2 (gene b3galnt2). Gene Ontology annotation, cellular component: membrane. The coding region runs from base 98 to 1573 and encodes 491 amino acids. The record is from RefSeq and is a predicted model, not a curated record. Gene Ontology annotation, molecular function: hexosyltransferase activity. Lineage: Eukaryota; Metazoa; Chordata; Chondrichthyes; Orectolobiformes; Rhincodontidae. The transcript has 12 exons.